UGAAAGAGAGAGAGAGUGAGUGCAUUGAAAUACAUAGUGAAGUGCAGUCAAUGAGUAGUGAAUGAGCAGUGAAUGCAAUGACAACACUGUAUGUCAUAUCAAAUGGCCGUCACUUGAGUUGACUCACAAUCGCUGUCUAAGUGUAUGAUCAGGUGAUGAACUGAUCCAAUGAAUUAUUGAUUUAUUUGUUUAAUUAUUUUGAACGAUAUAAUGAUGAUUAUGACAUCUUAAGUGACAAACAAGUGAUUGUAUUCUUAUGUGUGCUUAAAAUCGAUGCAAUAGUUGGACAGUUGUGUUGACAUAAAAUGGGUAACUGUUGUACAAACAGCACACCUAAAAGGCCCGGCAGUGGCCAACAUGUCAAUGGACUCACAUCUGCUUCGGAUGUGUUGCGGACCAGUGGACCAGUAAUGCCUCAUCCACUGGAAGUGAUAACCGCCCCUCCGGUGCCAAUGUCUGAUCAAAGACCUAACAAUUUUGGACCAAUGAAUGGACUAAAUGGUGGCAGUCAUCCGCCACCAGCCAGUCUUACCACUGGUGACCCAAUGGGAGGCGACCAGAUGGGUGUCAACGGUGGCCAACAAUCGCUGGGCAGUUGUCUUAACGCUAAGGUGUUUGUGGCACUGUAUGACUACGACGCCCGAACUGAUGAAGACUUGAGCUUCAAGAAAGGCGAGCACUUGGAGAUUAUCAAUGAUACUCAGGGAGACUGGUGGUUUGCCAGAUCUAAACAAACCAAAUUAGAGGGAUAUAUACCAUCCAACUAUGUGGCCAAACUCAAGUCCAUUGAGGCCGAACCGUGGUAUUUCGGUAAAAUAAAGAGAGUUGAGGCCGAGAAAAAAUUGUUAUUAUCAGAGAAUGAGCAUGGUGCUUUUCUUAUUAGGGACAGUGAGUCCAGACGUAAUGACUACUCAUUGUCUGUCAGAGACGGAGAUACUGUUAAACAUUAUCGGAUCCGACAGUUAGAUGACGGGGGCUUUUUCAUUGCCAGACGCACACCAUUCCGUACACUACAAGAACUGGUCGACCACUAUAGCAAAGAUGCCGACGGACUUUGUGUUAAUUUACGUAAAGCCUGUGUUCAGGUGGAAAAGCCUACCACUAGUGGUCUCUCACAUAAUACUAGAGAUCAGUGGGAAAUAGAUAGAUCUUCAUUGAAAUUUGUUCGCAAGUUAGGUCAGGGACAGUUCGGUGAAGUGUGGGAAGGCAUGUGGAAUAAUACCACUCCCGUUGCAAUCAAGACAUUAAAACCUGGAACUAUGGAUCCCAAGGAUUUCUUAGCUGAGGCUCAGAUAAUGAAAAAGUUAAGACAUCCAAAAUUGGUCCAAUUAUAUGCCGUUUGUACACUUGAAGAACCCAUUUAUAUCAUCACUGAACUUAUGAAAUACGGCAGUCUUUUAGAGUAUUUACAAGGAAAGGGUAGAGUUUUAAAGUUACCGCAACUCAUCGAUAUGUCCGCACAAAUAGCAGCCGGUAUGGCGUACUUAGAGUCACAAAAUUAUAUACACAGAGAUCUCGCGGCACGUAAUAUAUUAGUCGGUGAAAACAAUAUCGUGAAGAUUGCAGACUUUGGUUUGGCUCGACUUAUCAAAGAAGAUGAAUAUGAGGCCAGAGUUGGCGCCCGAUUUCCAAUUAAAUGGACGGCUCCCGAGGCCGCAAAUUAUAGUAAAUUUAGUAUCAAAUCUGAUGUUUGGAGUUUCGGUAUAUUACUGACAGAACUGGUAACUUAUGGCCGCAUUCCAUAUCCCGGAAUGACAAAUGCAGAAGUACUCCAUCAGGUGGAACACGGCUACCGAAUGCCAUGUCCUCCCGGCUGUCCUCAAGCGUUAUACGAAAUAAUGUUAGAGAGUUGGCAUAAGGAUCCGUUCAAAAGGCCAACAUUUGAAACGCUUCAGUGGAAACUUGAAGACUUCUUUACACUCGAAGGAAGCGAAUAUAAGGAAGCGUCGAUCGCCUAUUAGUUUCUCAUUUGUCAACUAAUCAUUCAAACCAUUUGUCGCCAUUUGUCUCUCCAAUUCCUUUCUCACUAUUUUAUUGUCCAUUCAAUUGAAACGACACCAAAAUGUGUCUAAAACUACUAUUUUAAAGAUUAUUAUUUGUUAUAAUUUUUAUAAUUAUUGAUAAUUAAUUGAUGAUUCCAUUAGAUAAACACCAACUCAUGUAUUAUUUACACAUUUUAGUUGUCAUUGAAUUCAUUGAUAGAAAUCCAGAACACAAUACCAAAUGAAAGCAACUUUUUUAUUACUUCAUCUAUUGUCUCACGACAUGAUAUUUAAUAUGAUUAUUGAUAAUUAAGUUUUAUUUGUAAUUAAUGUAUUUAAAAGUAUAAGUGCCAUAAAAUUAUAAUGGUUUUAUAAAUUUUAACCAAAAAAAAUAUUAGCUAAAAAUCACAAAUUGUUUCGUAAGUUUUACAAGUUUCGUACAAUAUAUUAAUAUAUUAUAUAUAAUAUAUUUAAUAGCACUAAA
This is a messenger RNA of Oppia nitens, 2466 nucleotides long. Its product is annotated as tyrosine-protein kinase Src42A-like. The transcript has 4 exons. Gene Ontology annotation, molecular function: non-membrane spanning protein tyrosine kinase activity; ATP binding; signaling receptor binding. Gene Ontology annotation, cellular component: extrinsic component of cytoplasmic side of plasma membrane. The record is from RefSeq and is a predicted model, not a curated record. Bases 306 to 1961 code for a protein of 551 amino acids. NCBI's taxonomy places the organism in Eukaryota, Metazoa, Arthropoda, Arachnida, Sarcoptiformes, Oppiidae. Gene Ontology annotation, biological process: cell differentiation; protein phosphorylation; cell surface receptor protein tyrosine kinase signaling pathway.